CCUCCUCCCUGUCUCCGUCUCUGUCUCCCUUAUAUAUGCCCUUCCUCUCUCCCCCUUUCUUUCCCCUUCAAUUCAAUAUUUUCAUUUUCGUGACUCCCCUUUCUCACUCACUCAUCUCUCUCUCUCUCUCAUCGCUUCGCCCAAGUCACUUCCGAUCGCAGCAUGUCACGAUCACUCUCCGCCUCCUCCACCGACGGUGAUGCUUCUUGCCCCGCCUCCGCCGGCGAGAUCAUGUUGUUCGGCGUUAGAGUCGUUGUGGAUUCCAUGAGGAAGUGUGUGAGUAUGAACAAUCUUUCGCAGUACGAGCAACCUCAGGAUGGCUCAAAUAACAACAAGGAAGAUGUUCUCGCCGCCGGUUAUGCCUCCGCCGACGAUGCCGUUGUUCAUAAUCCCGGCAAGCACCGCGAGCGUGAGCGCAAGCGAGGGGUUCCUUGGACGGAGGAAGAACACAGGCUGUUCUUGCUGGGAUUGCAGAAGGUAGGGAAGGGCGAUUGGAGAGGGAUCUCAAGGAACUAUGUGAAAACAAGGACUCCUACACAGGUUGCGAGCCAUGCUCAGAAGUACUUCCUUCGAAAAAGCAACCUUAAUCGGCGACGCCGUAGAUCCAGCUUAUUUGACAUUACCACUGACUCGGUUUCGGCAAAUCUAGUGGAAGAACAGAUCCAGCCUCAAGAUAAUAUGCCUCAUCCACAUCUUGUGCACACUGCAUCAUCUGAAACCAGCAACAUCAAUGGAUUUCCAAUGAUGCCACUAUAUCCAAUGGCUGUUGGGUCUGGAGCGAUUUCAUUCUUGGGCAGGAAUCCUGUGGAGGAGCUACCUCUGGGGCAUGGAGAUCCAAAAGCUUCUGCUAUGUCUGAUGUUGCCUUGAGUUCGAGCUCAUCUCUUGAUCUCCCGACGCUGUCUCUUGGACUAUCCUUGUCGUCUGAUCAGAGAAAGACAUCAUCAAGGCAAUCAAGUUUACAUGCACUGCCAUGUCUCAACAAUGGAGAAAGCAUCAUAAGCGUUGCUUGAGAAACAUAACUUUUGUUUAUGGUUUGUUUCUAUAGCAUUAGCAACUAUGAUUAACAGAUAUAUUAAAAUCUCAACUCUCCUGUCAAUUUUUGGUUGGGGAGGAAAAGAGAAAGGACAAUGGAUUAGAUAAGGCAACGUAACUAGGUGACAAAAAUCAGUCCUUCCGUUGGUUGUACAGACCCCAGAAAGGUCCUGUCCUGUUCUUCCUUCUUUGUUUGCUUAUAAUAUGACCUUAGGUUCUUGUUUAUUUGGAAGUUUAUGCUUUGAAGUUAAUGUAACUGAAAAUAAUUGCUACUUCCUGUUCAUUUCUCUCAACUUUGAAUGUGGCCUCCACAUAUAUACAAGUGGUUUCUAUAGCUUUCUGA
This is a messenger RNA of Neltuma alba, 1376 nucleotides long. Its product is annotated as transcription factor MYB1R1. Gene Ontology annotation, molecular function: DNA binding. The coding region runs from base 163 to 1011 and encodes 282 amino acids. The transcript is spliced from 3 exons. Gene Ontology annotation, biological process: response to ethylene; response to gibberellin. The record is from RefSeq and is a predicted model, not a curated record. NCBI's taxonomy places the organism in Eukaryota, Viridiplantae, Streptophyta, Magnoliopsida, Fabales, Fabaceae.